Molecule: messenger RNA, 2119 nt
Organism: Punica granatum (pomegranate)
Lineage: Eukaryota; Viridiplantae; Streptophyta; Magnoliopsida; Myrtales; Lythraceae
Source: RefSeq, a predicted model, not a curated record
AAACUUGGAGAUUGGAAAACAAAAAUCGAUAGGAUAACCUUUUCCCUUUAGAAGAAACUUAAAAAGAAAAAAAGAAAAAAACAUUUGACAGACAAAAUCCCAUCAGUUAGACCAGAAAGAUGCCAAAACAUGUUAUUCCCUUCUGUUUUCAGUUUUCACACCAAACUUCCUCCCCUGAAUUUAAGACCCCAGCCCCAUCGCUUUAUGCCUCUCCUCAUCUUCUCCCAUUAGCCUCCUAGGCUUGUUUUCUUCUAAUCUCAGCUUCCUCCUUAUUCCAUCCCAUUCACUUCAAUUGAUCUCCAUCGAUUGAUUCGUCUCGUUGCUCCUCUACGUAUCGGAGCGCGUGGGUUUUGAUUUCCUUUUUCGUAUUAGCGUGUGUGUGAAGGACGUCGGGUAAUGCAACAUUAGUCGUACAUAAAAUCUUGGGACAACCUAUGAAGAACUUUAAAGCAGGUCGCAUAUUCUCUGAUGAGAGGAGCUCGCGCGGAAAGGGAUUUGACCGACUAAAAAGCACCGGCUCCAAUGAAGACGAUCCCGCCUCUAACCCGCCGAGGUAUGACAAGGAAGAGCCGGGAUUCAUGGACACUUCUCCUUCCUUUAUGACGUCGUCUCCGCUCACCAAGUCUCCGUGGUCAGCUCACAUGAGUCCCAUGGAAGCAACGGAGGCCGAGACCUUCUCCCCGAACGUCCUGAUGGGUUCUCUUGUCCGGGAAGAAGGACACAUAUACUCCCUUGCCGCCUCGGGGGACCUACUCUACACGGGUUCAGACAGCAAGAACAUUCGGGUGUGGAAGAACCAAAAGGAGUUCUCGGGCUUCAAGUCCAACAGCGGGCUGGUAAAGGCGAUCAUCAUAGCCGGCGAGAAGAUCUUCUCGGGCCACCAGGACGGUAAGAUCAGGGUGUGGAAGGUCUCGUCCAAGAGCCCGAACAUCCACAAGCGCAUAGGUACGCUCCCGACACUGAGGGAUUACAUCAAGAGCUCGCUGAACCCGAGCAACUACGUGGAGGUGAGGCGGAACCGUAACGCUGUCUGGAUCAAGCACUUUGACGCCAUCUCGUGCCUCAGCCUGAGUGAGGACAAGAAGCUACUAUACUCGGCAUCGUGGGACAAGACAUUCAAGGUUUGGAGAAUAUCCGAUUUCAAGUGCCUGGAGUCUAUCGCAGCCCACGACGAUGCCGUAAACUCUGUAGUUGCGGGCUUUGACGGCCUAGUCUUUACUGGGUCAGCAGAUGGCACGGUUAAGGUCUGGCGGAGGGAGCUCCAGGGGAAGGGCACGAAGCAUUUCUUCUCGCAGACCCUGCUCAAGCAGGAGUGCGCCGUCACGGCUCUGGCGGUCAACGAGGACGGGACAGUGGUCUACUGUGGCUCGUCGGACGGGCUGGUCAACUUCUGGGACCGGGAGAAGCAUCUCUCGCAUGGAGGGGUCUUGAGGGGCCACAAGCUCGCCGUGCUGUGCCUCAUCACGGCUGGCAACCUAGUGCUGAGCGGGUCGGCCGACAUGGGAAUAUGCGUGUGGAGGAAGGAGGGCCCCGACCACAUCUGCCUGUCCGUGCUAACGGGCCACAACGGCCCCGUUAAAUGCCUGGCAGCGGAGAAGGACCAGGAGUCUUUCGGGAGCGAGCAACGAUGGAUCGUGUACAGCGGCAGCCUGGACAAGUCAGUGAAGAUGUGGAGGGUGUCCGAGCAGGCGCCGCCAAUGCAGAGAGGGGCCCAACAGUCGGGGACGGCAUCAAUGGAACGCCGCAGCUCAGCCCGGUUGUCUGCAUCCCCAAGCCUCUCUCCUCAAGGUCGGGUUAGCCCGAAAUGAACCUAGCUAGAAUAGAGGGGUUGACGGUAUUAUCGGUAUAUCAAUUUUCAACAUGUAAAUUGUAAUUCUUGUGAUACGCGCAUGUUUGAAUAAUUGAUUGAUUACAAGGGCUUGUUGGCCACAUAAUGCCAAGAAGUUAAGAAAGAAAUUAUUGUAUGUCAAGUGUCAACAUUACUCCCCAAUCAACAUGCAUGGUAUAUUACAUCCAUGCAUGAAAAUUAAGGGAAACAUGGAUGAGUUAGUUAUAUGUAAUCAUCUUUCAAGAAAUCAUGUUUAUCGAAGAUAUAUUUAUCCAUGCGGAAUAUUAUUUA